GUGACUCCCAGCCACCUGGCCACAGGGCAGUGGAGUCUGGGGUCCAGCUCAAACCAGGACCUUCACAGAAUGGGGCUAGACCCCGAGAAUAUCCCCUCUGCAGCACGGGCUGCCCUCAUAGGAGGGAUCUCAGCAAACGGCAUUACCAGGCAAUUCACGUUGUUCAUAAAGACAGAGAAGUUAAGCAACUCAUGGUGCUACCUGAGCCAACGAUCCCCGGACACACCAACACCAGCGGAGCUGCAGAGACUGUCCAGUUUGACCAAUGUACAUGGCAGAGGGGCAUUGCUGGCACAUGAUGGCAUCUAUCACAUUGGUGGAUGUGCAGGUCACAUUUUCAAGACAGUUCUACAGUUUGACAUGAGGGUUGUAAAACCCACAAGUAUAAAUUCACACAGGCAUUUCUCAAAGAAUAACUGUUACUGGGAAAGAUAUCAGCUGCCUGCAUCCGCACCCUUGAAUCAAUUAUAAGCGUUAUGCUACUGCAGCCUGUGGCCGCAGUCAACACUGUGGAAGAGCAGAGGGCUCGCUGGGAGAGGAAACGUAGCCGGACAGCCAAGGAACUGGUGGAAACGGAGCAGAAAUACCUGGAGCAGCUGGACUUGGUGACCACAUAUUUUGUGACAAUUCUGAAGGCCAAAGGGACACUGCAGCCAGCUGUGCGGGAAGCCAUCUUCGGUCGCCUGGAAUCCAUACAUUGCACCAGCCAGAUUCUGCUGCUUCACUUGGAAAGAGGGCACUUGGGGCUAGGAUUGGAGGGUUUCUGUCAGAAUAUGGAGCUCUAUGGCCACUAUGCUGAAAACUUGGAGCAAGCUAAGAAAACCCUGCAGGAGCAGGUGAAGAAGAAUAAGGCAUUUUGCCGGUUUAAGAAGCUUCAAGAGUCUCGACCUGAGUUCCUGGGAUGGCAGCUGGAGGAUCUGCUCCCUCUGCCACUGCAGAGGCUCCAUCAAUACAAGCACUUGUUCAGAGACCUGAUGGAGAACUCCAGCCCGGAUAGUGUGGAGUUCCAGCACCUUGCAAAAGCUGUGAAAUCUGUUUCUGAGGUGUCUCAGUGGGUCCAUAGCACAAUUUGCAGCCGUGAGAACUCAAUGCAACUGCUUCGGGUCCAGAAACUGCUCAAAGGACGGAAGACCAAGGUGCUGACUCCAGGGCGCUGGUAUAUCCAAGAAGGCUGGCUCAUGGUGGUACCCACAAAGGGCGAAGAAGUGAAGCGUAAGAUGUUCUUCCUCUUCUCCGAUAUCUUGGUUGCGACGAAGCCCUGCCACCCACUGCAUCCCCUGAACUCGGACAAGUUUUCUUGCCAGGCAGUCUAUCCACUUAACCAGUGCACAGUGGAUAAAGUGUUUGGCCAUACCCAGAGCCAGGGAGGGCUGCUCAGUCUCUCCUUUCCCCACAAGACACUGCUGUUGAUGUCAAGCAACCAGGAGGAUAUUAACAACUGGUAUCUGAAUCUGACAGCUGCUAUCAGGCAGCUGAAAGCCAGGCCGACCCUUGUACGCCAGAAGGAAUACCUGACAGAACAACCUGUCAGCUCAAGAGAGGCCCAUACAGUCCAGAAAAUGUGCCAGGAUUUAUAAGAGCAAAGCUGGAAAUGCUCUCAAAGGGGGCAGAGGACUCUCUCUCCCUUCCCAUCGCAUUUUCUGCAUCUGACAAAACAAAGGAAGCAGCAGUUGGACUCUGGGGGAGGGGUCCUUACAUAAAGAGUUUGGUCAGCAAGACUGCUGAAAGCAUGUGGUGAGAAAUCUUUCCUUUGAAUAUAAUCUAUUGUUAGGCACCAGUGAUUGUUUUAUUUUUCUUGUAACCAUUUCUGACUUAUGACUCAUUACUCGUACUCACUUAAAAUCCAUCUUUGCAGUUAAUAAACUUGUUUUAUCUAA
Messenger RNA from Caretta caretta (loggerhead turtle), 1877 nucleotides. NCBI's taxonomy places the organism in Eukaryota, Metazoa, Chordata, Testudines, Cheloniidae. The record is from RefSeq and is a predicted model, not a curated record.